This is a messenger RNA of Calypte anna (Anna's hummingbird), 4143 nucleotides long. It is a transcript of the gene ZRANB3, whose product is annotated as zinc finger RANBP2-type containing 3. Gene Ontology annotation, molecular function: ATP binding; ATP-dependent chromatin remodeler activity; endonuclease activity. Gene Ontology annotation, cellular component: nuclear replication fork. NCBI's taxonomy places the organism in Eukaryota, Metazoa, Chordata, Aves, Apodiformes, Trochilidae. The record is from RefSeq and is a predicted model, not a curated record. The coding region runs from base 56 to 3367 and encodes 1103 amino acids. Gene Ontology annotation, biological process: replication fork processing; DNA repair. The transcript has 21 exons.
GCGAAGGUGCGGGGCGGCAGCGGCCGGAGCUGCGAGCGGCCCCUCAGGGUUCAACAUGGCUGAUACAUUCCAGAAAACACCUACACUCAAAGCUCCUUAUUCAGAAAAUGUUGAUGCAGAGCUGUCCUUUCUACCUGAAAGGCUGAGAAAGAAGCUGCUUCCUUUUCAGGAGGAAGGCAUCAGAUUUGCACUUCAGAGAAGUGGCAGGUGUAUGAUUGCUGAUGAGAUGGGGCUAGGUAAAACAAUUCAAGCAAUUGCCAUUUCCUAUUACUAUAAAAAUGAAUGGCCUCUCUUAAUUGUAGUGCCUUCAUCUCUGAGAUACCCUUGGGUUGAUGAGAUGGAGAAAUGGAUUCCUGAACUGUCUCCAGAUGAUAUUACCAUCAUUCAGAACAAAACUGAUACUGGGAGAAUAUCAACCAGCAAAGUGACUAUACUGGGGUAUGGCCUGUUAACUUCUGAUGCACGGACAUUAGUUGACACCUUGCACAGGCAGAACUUUAGGGUUGUUGUGAUUGAUGAAUCACAUUAUAUGAAAUCUAGAAAUGCCACCCGCAGCAAGAUUUUAUUGCCCAUUGUGCAGAAAGCUGUUAGAGCUGUUCUUCUGACUGGAACUCCUGCUCUAGGAAGACCUGAAGAGCUUUUCAUGCAGAUUGAGGCACUCUUUCCAAAAAGAUUUGGAACUUGGAGUGAAUAUGCCAAAAAAUACUGUGAUGCUCGUGUCAGGUUUUUUGGUAAAAGAGCUCACUGGGACUGUAGAGGAGCUUCCAAUUUAAAAGAACUGCAUCAACUUUUAAGUGAAAUUAUGAUCAGAAGGCUGAAAAGUGAUGUUCUAACUCAGUUGCCUCCCAAAGUUAGGCAACGUAUUCCUUUUGACCUCCCACAAGCUGCAGCUAAGAAUUUGAAUACCACUUUUUCAGAGUGGGAGAAAUUAAUGAGAAAUCUGAAUUCAGAUGCCAGUGAAAACCACUUUUCUCAAGUCAUGAAUCUAAUCACACGGAUGUAUAAAGAAACAGCCAUUGCCAAGGCAGGAGCAGUAAAGGACUAUAUCAAAAUGAUGCUUGAAAAUGACAAACUGAAGUUUCUGGUUUUUGCUCACCACUUAAGCAUGCUUCAAGCCUGUACAGAAGCGGUUUUAGAAAGUGAGGUUCGCUACAUACGAAUAGAUGGAAGUGUUCCUUCAGCAGAAAGAAUACACCUGGUUAAUCAGUUUCAGAAGGAUCCUGAUACUCGGGUUGCUAUUUUGAGUAUUCAGGCAGCUGGACAGGGUUUAACUUUCACUGCUGCUACUCACGUUGUGUUUGCUGAAUUAUAUUGGGAUCCAGGGCACAUUAAGCAAGCAGAAGACAGAGCACACCGAAUUGGGCAGCACAGUUCUGUGAAUGUUCACUUCCUCAUUGCAAAAGGAACCAUGGACACUCUCAUGUGGGCAAUGCUGAACCGCAAGGCCAAAGUUACAGGCAGCACCUUGAAUGGCAAGAAAGAGAAAAUGCAGGCUGAAGAAGGUGAUAAGGAGAAAUGGGAUUUUUUGAGUUUUGCUGAGACCUGGACCCCAAAUGAAAGUCUAGAAGAUCCCAAAAAUGAAUUUACGUUUACACACUUUGAAAAGGAAAGACAGCAUGACAUACGUUCUUUCUUUUCCCCCAAAUCUGCCACUGAGAAGAAACGCAAAAUAUUUUCUGGUAAUGAAUCAUUGCAUAAUGAUUUAAAAUCAUCUGAAGUCAUAAAAGAAGGUGAUGCAGAGGAGAGCAAUGAAAACCUGGAUUCCACAAGAACCAGUGUUGUGGAUAUCAGCUGUCUUGAAAGUACCUGUGAACCUGAAGCUAAAAGAGCAAGAAGCAUAUGUGAGUCUACUCCAGUCAGCUCCAGUAAGGAAGAGAAAAUAUCUUUGACUGGAGAAAAGCCCUCUUUGUUUUCAGAAAAAAGCAGUGAAGUCCUUCCUUGUGGCUCAGAUACUUCAAGCAAAAGUACAGCUUUAAAUAAAGUUUGGCACUGCAGCGUUUGCACUUACAGCAAUAAUGAAUUGCUUCCUUACUGUGAAAUAUGCAAUAGCCCUCAAAACAGUAAAGUUGAGAGAAACUGUGAAGUUUCCAGAAGCCAGACUGAGGAAGAUGUGUCAAAGGACUCCAGAAGAAAUGAGGAGAGAGCAGCGUGCAGUGCCAAAGAUAGAAGAGAAGAUUUUGGGGCAAUGGUGUCCCAGCACUCUGAUGAAAUCAGCAAAGAGGAAACUGUUGAAACUGAAAACAAAGAAAGUGAAAAAAAGUGUGGAGGAGGAGAUGUAGACAUGUUUCCAAUAUAUGAUGGGCUUAUGUUCUGUGCAAGCAGGAAUACUGAUAGAAUUCACCUUUAUACGAAGGAUGGUGAACCACUGCAUCAUAAUUUCAUUCCAUUGGACAUACAACUGGAUAACUGGGAGGAUUUACCAGAAAGUUUCCAGCAGAAACAAAAUCGUUCAAUGAUUCUGAGGUUUGUGAAAGAAUGGAGUCGUCUAACAGCAAUGAAACAGAAAAUCAUCAGAAAAAGUGGUCAGAUAUUUUGUAGCCCUAUUCAUGCUGCUGAGGAGUUAUCUAAGAAGCAGCCAGUGGUCGGCAGCACAAAAAGGUAUGUGACCAAGGAGGAUGUAGCAGCAGCCUCACUUAGCAAGGCCAGCAGCAGUGGGGGCAGCGUGCGCCUCAUCUCCAAAGAAAGUGAGAUUUGUCUGAAGAGUGAGAACACUUCUGCUGAACAAUCAGAUCACUCCACAAAGUUGCUUUCAGAAAAUGGAAAAGACCCCUCAGUUCCUCAUUCAUCCCAGCCUCCAGCUGAAGGCUCUUCCCUCUCCAAGGGAUAUUUGCAAGCUUUGGACAGCCAAGGGAACCCACUGUGCCUCAGCUGCCAACAGCCAACAGCUCAGCUUGACCCAGCCUGCCAGGCCCGUGCUUGGGACACAAGAUUCUGCUCUCAUGCCUGCCAGGAGGACUUCUCCAUCCGUUCUAGCCAGAGCUACAUCAGGACUAAAGUGUUUGAAAUUGAACAUGGUGUUUGCCAGCUCUGUAAGGGAAAUGCCCAAGAGCUUUACCUCAGCAUCAGGGAUGCUCCCAAGAGUCAGCGCAAGAAACUGCUGGAGGGUUCUUGGAUGUCUCACCUUCCACUUGGGCAGCUGAAUGAAAUGCUGACAAACCCAACUGAAGGCCAGUUCUGGCAGGUAGACCACAUCAAGCCUGUUUACAGUGGAGGAGGACAGUGCUCCCUGGAAAACCUCCAGACCCUGUGUACAGCCUGCCACAGAGAGAGAACUGCAAAACAGGCCAAGGAAAGAAGCCAGAUGAAGAGACGUUCUUUAGCUACAAAGUAUGGCUCUGAUAUCACAAAAUAUUUUGUGAAGAAGUAAAAUGCAAAAUCUGUUCAGUGACACCACAACUCAGCAAUCAGUUUAGUUAGGUAGUUUUCCUCACCCACUGACUGAAGGAUCUUUGCAGUCUAUCAUGCUGUUGGUAAAGGGAAGAAAAUACAGAAUUAAAACUAAUAAACCAUUAACAUCACUGAUUGUCAGAGGGCCUUGGGUGAGUGCAUCCAAGGUACUUGAUCAUGGUUGUAUUUUUAAGCCCUGUGUGCCACCUUGAUGCAAUUUUCAAGCAUUAGUUUGCCUGCCACAGUGUAGUUCUAGCUGCAAGAAUUCAAGGGAGUUGAAGCUUCCAUGAGUCUUGCAGAGUUCAGUUGUACUGGGGACAUGAUGGACCAAGAAGGAAGCUCACCUGAAAUUCCUUUCAUUGUUCACAUAGCAAAAUUACUGGAGAAAAUACAUGCUCUGAUCUCUAUCAUGACAAAAACUGCUAAAGUGAUUUGUCUCUUCUAAACCUCAUACCUGGAUCUUAAUAGCAGUCUUGGGAAUGCUCUGAUCAGCCAUGAAGAGGCUUUCUGUUGGCACUGGGCCUGACAUGUAAGGCUUUGUCAUUUACAAUUACUGUCUGUUGAAAUCUGUUUUUACUUAAACCACUUUGUAUUAAAAACUUAUUGCUCUCUAUUGAGAAUAUUCACAAUUACCAAAGGUGGUUUCUGGCAAAUGCUGCAGGCUUAUUGUCUUGAACAAGACUGCAGAGCUGAUGGCUCUUUCAGAUUGUUCAUGUGGCUUUCUUUAUAGUUACUUCAAAUAAAUUAUUUCUCUUU